Molecule: messenger RNA, 1470 nt
Organism: Symbiodinium natans
Lineage: Eukaryota; Dinophyceae; Suessiales; Symbiodiniaceae
Source: the annotation of a GenBank genome assembly
AUGGCCGAGCAGCGCACGGCGGAGGAAAUCAGCCGUGUUAACCAGCAGUACCACGAGCAGUCGCAGCUCACAUCCUCCCCGGCCUACUCCGCCAGCCAACAGCUUUGGUUCGAAGCACGGAGGGUGGCGAAACGUGGGCCGCCCACUCCGGCCUUUUCUUCUACGGGGUUGGCCACCCCGUCCGGAUCGGUUGGUGGCACUGGUAAUGGUGGUGAUUCCGGCGCAGCAGCCUCUACCACUCCGCAGACUGGCCUCUUCCAGCCCAUCACCUUGGAGGCAGAGUCCGCGAUCAUGGCCACAGCGUACUCCGCCGGCAUCAACGCCAGAGAGCCGGCGCAGCUCCAACAGUGGAUGGCGCAACCACUCCGCACUCGUGGAGAGGUCCUGGAGACAAUCCGCCAGGACCACACCGCAGUUAUACGCCCAGAGCUGUAUAACUUGGUGACGCAGGUUGAGCAAGCCCUGGCGCAGAUCGACGACAGAGUAAUCCGCCAGUCUCAGGACCUGCAGUGGAUGGUAUCAGAGAACAGGCAGAGUCAACGCCAGUACUCCGCCCUUUCCGUUAUUCUCACUGGUUGGGAUGGCUCUAUGUCCCCGGAGCAACGGCUCUACAUGGUCAACUGGCUCCUCAGUCAGGUCACGCACUUCCAGGCGUUCCUGAGGCAAAGGGGCUACAGACUGGACGCGGGCGAUGCCGAGUACAUCUACCUCAACUGCCUGUCCGCAGACCCAACCACUCCGCCAGCAGGCACUGGUCGCUGGAGCGGGAUCACCAUGUUGGCUUUCAAGUCAUGGGACCUAAGGCGCGCCUUCAUGGCGGAUCGCAGGGAUUCGCCACAGUUCCAGAGGAAAAUGGAGCUACCACUCCGCGUGAUUUUGGCCGCCAUCAACCUUUUGCCGGACACCGAGCCGAAGCAGGUGGUGAUUCUCUGGAAAACCCUGACGAUAAUGGCGCCGCAGCAGUCCAGGCAGUUUGACGAGCAGAUCGUGGCGGCAGCCCGCCUUCACUACCACACCGCCGACGGCAAGCUGCAAGGAAUCCUGGAGGUGACGCAGGCCACCUUCGACAUCCUGCAGGCUACUCCGCCAGACGAGGCAAUGUCCGACGAGGCUUCGGUCUGGCAGCACUGCUGGAACAAGAUCGCGUUCGGCCCGCAGCACUACCUGGACGUUGCUGAAAGCGAAUUGUUUAAGCAGGCGGCGACGGAAGCCAGCCACUCCGCCAGCGGUAUCAAGUAUGGUAAGCCGAGUAGACACUGGACGGCCCCAGUUGUGUACUCCGCCGGCCACAACCCGUUUCCCAUAGAGCUGCAGAUCCGCAAAGUGGAUCGGGUGGCGUUCGUCUGGGACGAGUAUUGUGACAAAAUUCGUCAGUUAGAUGCAAAGGUGGGGGACUACAAGCAGGCCACUUACCAAGGCCCACCGGCGGUUGCUAAUCCGCAGGCUACUCCGCCCACUGCAGCAUCCUGA